AUGUCAACGUUGCUUACGAAAAUAACGUCUACCAGCCAACAGCUACGUUCCAACUUCAAGGUUAAUCUGGCUGAGAACAAUAAUGAUAAUGGAUGUUGUGAAAUGCAGGAAGAACUACCACUUAGUAUCAAUUCAGCCACCGCAAAUCGAACAAAAGAAUCCAAGCUAUUAGCGUUUUGUCAACAAAUAACUUUACGGAGGGUUUUCCGCUUGGUCGGUUUUAGUAUCGGUUCAUAUCCACUUGCUUAUGUUAUUGCUGCUAUCAUAAUGUCAGUUAUGUCAUUCGGAAUUUAUUAUCUUAAACUAGAAGAUCGAGUUCGUGAUGGUUAUACACCAACGACAUCACCCUCAAGACGAGAAGCAAAUUUGCUUCGAGAAUUUACAAAUUCGUUUGGUGAUCCAACUUUAACGACAUUAAUGCUGCAAGCUCGUGAUGGCGGUUCCAUGCAUCGUCUGAAGUACUUGAAAGAAGCAGUUCGAUUACAUCGAUAUUUUAUGAAUAAUUUCACUGUUGAAGUGCCUUCUACCGGUGAACGAUUCGUCUACAGGGAAAUAUGCGGGUUUUCAUGCAAUGCAAAUAUCGUCAUCGAAUACUUUCACAAUGCAUUAUUAGAGGAGUACAAGAAAGAGAAAAUGGGCCAAGUACGUAGCGAAGAAACCAAUCUCACUUAUCCAAUUGCUAAAAUUACUGGCUUUGAUAUUCAUUUGGAACGUAAUUUUUACGGCGUUCGCUUACGAUCGUAUACUAACAGUGGAAAUAAUCGUAAUAACAACAGCAACAGUAGCAAAGUGGACAGUAGCAGGACAGAUUCUGAAGAGACAAUCCUGAAAAUGAUCACCAAUAUUGAAUAUAUCCAGGUCAUUUUCAUGUUAUUUCAAGGACAAGUAACUAGCAGUAACAUGGAAGCAAAGCUUAGUGCCUGGGAAGUAGCUCUGUAUGAAUAUGCUACACAAAGCUAUGUUGAUCAACCAAUAAAAAUAUUGGUACUUGGAUCAGAAAUAGUCAAUCAGGAGCUAAUCAAGGAUUCACAACGGAUGGCACCCUAUUUUAUUGCUGGUUUCUUAGCUAUGUUUUUGGUGGUAGCUAUCUCAGUACUUGGCAGUGCCUUAUUACUUGGUGUUAUGCAUCCAGCCAAGUUAAUCGUUGCACUUGGUGUUAUUGCAUGUCCUAUCCUGGCAAUCACCGUUACCUUUGGGUUAUUUUCGUUAGCUCAACUCCGAACAAAUACAAUUAUGCUUAUUAUGCCUUUCCUGGUGAUGGGAAUUGGCGUUAACGGAGCAUUCCUAGUAAUCCAUUCAUGGUUAGGGUCAGCAAGUGAAUGUUCUAUACCUCAACGACUCGGUUUUGUGUUAGAAGAAGCUGGACCUUCGGUCACAAUUUCCACAUUUACCAAUGUGAUCACAUUUGGUAUCGGCGCAUUGACUCCGACACCAGAAAUAGCACUAUUUUGUUUUGAAACAGCAAUAGCACUUGCAUUUGCAUAUAUUUUCACAUUGGUUUUGUUGUGUCCACUGCUUUAUGUGGCGACUGUCGUUGAACGGACGAGGAAAAAGAAUAAUGGUUAUCCCAUGGUUAUCAUUGGAUUAAAUUCUAUAUUGAAGUGUUACUGUCGUCUGAUAACAUCGAAACUAUUCUGUGUGUUGGCUUUCAUUGGUAUUCUAAUCUAUUGGUUCUUUAGUGCCAUUGGUGCAAUAAAUAUUGAAACACGGUUGGAUGUAGAGAAAUUGCUUCCAAAAAAUUCACCUUUGCAAGAAGCAAAUGCUAUGAUCUCAACCACAGUUUGGACGGAAUAUUAUCCUGUAAUGAUUUUGGUUAACAGUCCUUUGGAUAUACGAAAUGAACGCGUUCUUAAACGAUUCGAUGCGAUGGUCAAUGAUUUUGAAACAUUGGAAAAAUGUCGAGGAAAAGAAUUUACUCUUCUUUGGUUACGCGAUUACAGAACAUAUUGGUGGGAGGCUUUGUUGUAUGAUUUUGAUUAUUUUUCGGAUGAUACGAUAACACUAACAACAACAACUCCACAACUCUCAAAACAAGGGGCAAAUUUUGAAAAGGAAAUGAUUGAUUACAGCAAAUUGAAUGAUUUUCUGUUUUCGCCACUUUAUAAGCACUGGAAAAAUUUUUUAAAAUUAAGGAAUGAUUCGGAUAUACCGGUGAAAAGUUUUUGUUUCGUGGUGAUAUAUCAGAAUUCGACCAGUUGGAAAGAACGAAUUGAAUUAAUGCAAAAAUGGCGAAGCAUUGUUAAUUCUUAUAAAGACUUGAAUGCAUCUGUUUGGGAGGCUAAUUCGAUGUUUGUCGAUCAAAUGCUUUCAUUAAAAACAUUAGCUUUACAGGCUUGUGUUUGGACAUUAAUUUGCAUGACAGCAGUGUGCGGAUUAUUCAUCCAGAAUCCAUUCAGUGUAAUUGUCGCAUCUCUUACCAUAGUAUCCAUAAGUUUCGGCGUGAUUGGGUUUUUGUCUUGGUGGCAUUUGGAUCUUGAUCCGGCAACGCUUUGCGCCAUAUUGAUGUGCAUUGGGAUGUCAGUAGACUUUACCGCCCAUGUAUCUUACCAUCAUCAGCUCGGAGAGAAAAAAACAAUCAAAGGAAUAAGAAUAACGAAAUCACGGUUGGAGAACAAUAAGGCACGUUUAGAAUACACGUUAAAAAGUGUAGCAUGGCCAACACUACAAGGUGGAAUCAGUACCGUUGCUUGCAUUAUACCGUUAGCAUUUUUACAGAAUUAUAUUCCAUUGGUAUUUGUGAAAACGAUAUCACUGGUGGUAAUUUGGGGUCUGUUUCAUGGUCUUGUACUACUGCCAACAUUUCUGUCAUUAAUACCUCACUUUCUAUUGGAAUUUAAUUGUUAUCGGGCAAUUUUCGGGAAUCAUAUAUUCCAUGCCACCGCUGGUAUCGAUGCUUAUAGUAGUAGCGGUGGUACCGGUGAUGCUGGUGGUAGCAGAAAGGAAGAGGAUAAGGUUGUUCAUAAUAAGGAAGAUAAACAUAUGAAUGCCACUGAACUACGAAUACUACGGACUAACGAACAGUUGUCAAUUAUGAUAGAAGCAUGA
This is a messenger RNA of Cercopithifilaria johnstoni, 3045 nucleotides long. The record is from the annotation of a GenBank genome assembly. NCBI's taxonomy places the organism in Eukaryota, Metazoa, Nematoda, Chromadorea, Rhabditida, Onchocercidae.